Molecule: messenger RNA, 419 nt
Organism: Patiria miniata (bat star)
Lineage: Eukaryota; Metazoa; Echinodermata; Asteroidea; Valvatida; Asterinidae
Product: integrin beta-3-like
Exons: 6
Coding region: 1-372 (123 amino acids)
Biological process (GO): integrin-mediated signaling pathway; cell adhesion mediated by integrin; cell migration
Cellular component (GO): integrin complex; cell surface; focal adhesion
Molecular function (GO): integrin binding
Source: RefSeq, a predicted model, not a curated record
AUGAGAUGUGGGUUUGAUGAUGACUCCUAUUCAAGAUGCGAUCUCCCCGAGAACCUCAGACGGAGAGGCUGCAAGGAAGACGGUCUCAACUUCCCCAAGAAUAAACUCAUAGAAGUGGAGGCCAAACCUCUGAGUGACGCAGGAGAUGCGGGAGAAAUUGUCCAAGUUAACCCACAGAAGCUAUUUCUUCAGAUGAGACCAGGUGAGCCUACCAGGGUUCAGUUGAACAUCCGGCAAGCUGAGGAUUUUCCUGUGGAUUUAUAUUACGUGAUGGACCUGUCGCAGUCUAUGGCCAACGACUUGGACAGCUUAAAAGGGCUCGGCGAUAAACUUGCCAAGGUCAUGAAAAACAUCACUAAAGAUUUCCGUUAGGGUACGGUGCUUUUGUCGAUAAAGUAAAAAUGCCAUAUGUGGACAUC